Messenger RNA from Penicillium salamii, 897 nucleotides. NCBI's taxonomy places the organism in Eukaryota, Fungi, Ascomycota, Eurotiomycetes, Eurotiales, Aspergillaceae. The record is from the annotation of a GenBank genome assembly.
AUGGCCGGUACAAUUUCCGAUGUCCGCGAAAUGAGCGGGUCAGAUAUGAUCUCGGCUCUCCAUCUUGCCCAACAAGCACCGGUCAUCCUGGGACCGGAGUCCGGGUCCACCUCUGCGACCGAUACUGCAGCUUAUUAUGCCCGCAUCGAGCAACUCAUGCUGGCUUGUCUCCGAACCGGUGAUGACCAGUCAGCACACACCUGUCUGAAUCGCUUGAGCCUGCGAUUCGGACCCUCCAAUGAAAGGAUCAUGGGACUUCGCGGCCUGUACGAGGAGGCAACUGCCAAGGAUCAGGCUGCGCUUGAGAAAUGCCUGCAGGAAUACGAUCAUACCUUGUCACAAAGCCCCGUGAAUGUGCCUAUUCUGAAGCGCCGAGUUGCGCUGCUGCGCUCGCUCAACCGGCCCACCGAUGCGAUCUCCGCUCUCAUCCAGCUUUUGGAUGCGAUUCCUACCGACGCCGAGGCCUGGUGUGAACUUGCCGAUCUCUAUCAGACCCAGGGAUUGGGUGCCCAGGCUAUCUUCAGCCUAGAGGAGGCUCUGCUUAUUGCGCCCAACUCGUGGAAUAUCCAUGCCCGGCUCGGGGAGCUGUUAUACAUCACGUCCACAGAUGGUGAUGCGCCCCGACUUCUUGGGAAGUCCGUUCAGCACUUCAGUCGUAGUAUUGAACUGUGCGAUGACUACCUCCGCGGUUUCUACGGGUUGACUUUGGCCUCGACUCGAAUGCUUGAGAAUAAUUACGGUCAACCCCAGACGUUGGAACGGUUAAAGGCAUUUGCGCUUCACCAGUUAGGGGAGAUUGUGAAAACACGAUCUGUCGAUGACCAGCAUUGGGCAUCGAGUCGCAGUGAACUGAUUGCUGCCAAGGAGUUGUUGAAUCGAUUUCCGUUGAAAGUGUAG